Molecule: messenger RNA, 1396 nt
Organism: Salvelinus namaycush (lake trout)
Lineage: Eukaryota; Metazoa; Chordata; Actinopteri; Salmoniformes; Salmonidae
Product: homeobox protein Hox-B13a
Exons: 2
Coding region: 119-1033 (304 amino acids)
Biological process (GO): regulation of transcription by RNA polymerase II
Molecular function (GO): DNA-binding transcription factor activity, RNA polymerase II-specific; RNA polymerase II cis-regulatory region sequence-specific DNA binding
Source: RefSeq, a predicted model, not a curated record
AGACGCGCCAUUCCAUGUCUUGGUCCGUUGCGUCAAUCCAGCUGUGGAUGUAACCUGGUGUCCUACUCUGGACUUGGGUCUUUGAAACAGAACUCUCCGUCCGAAUGUUGAGCGUGAUAUGACCACCUCCUUGGUCCUGAAUCCUCGCUGGGCGGACACGGUUAUGUUUGUGUAUGACAACAACUUGGAUGAGCUGAACAAGAACAUGGAGGGUCUGGUUGGUAGCGGCAAUUUCGCGGCCAACCAGUGCAGGAAUCUGAUGGCCCACUCCGCUCUGGGGGGUCACCCCUCUAGCCUGGUGCACAGCUCCGGUUACUCCGCGGUGGAUGUAUCGGGCUCAAGCUCCGGGGAACCAGGCAAACAGUGCACACCAUGCCCCGCGGUCCCUCAAGGCUCCUCCACAGGUCCCUUACCCUAUGGGUACUUUGGCAACGGCUAUUAUCCCUGCAGAAUGGGGCGGGGUUCGCUCAAGUCCUGCACCCAGCCCAGCGCGCUCAGCUACUCUGCGGAAAAAUACAUGGACACCCCGGUGACAUCUGAAGAAUACCCGAGCCGGGCUAAAGAAUUUGCGUUCUACCACGGGUACCCAAGCCCCUACCAGUCCAUGGCGAGCUACCUGGACGUGUCGGUGGUGCAGACUCUCGGGGCAGGAGAGCCCCGUCACGACACGCUGCUUCCAAUGGACAGCUAUCAGCCGUGGGCACUGACGAAUGGAUGGGGCGGCCAGAUGUACUGCUCAAAGGACCAGAGUCAAGCCGGACACCUUUGGAAAUCUGCGUUGGCAGAUGUAGUGGCCCACCAACACGAUGGCAACUCCUUUCGUCGCGGUAGAAAGAAAAGGAUUCCGUACACCAAGGUGCAGCUAAAGGAACUGGAGAAAGAGUAUGCCGCCAACAAAUUCAUCACGAAAGAUAAGAGGAGAAAGAUUUCAGCAGGAACCAAUUUGUCGGAAAGGCAGAUUACGAUCUGGUUUCAAAACAGGAGAGUUAAAGAGAAGAAGUUCGUGGCCAAAGUCAAGACCAGUACGCCGUAACCAGUCAGGCUUGACCUAGACGAUUUGGACGAGGGACACUGUUUUUGCUGUAUGAACAAAAAAUGAAGGAAAGAAAACGUCGAUGUGGUACCUUUUUUGGAUUGGGAUUUGGUGUGCUAUUUUGCUUGCGCAAUUGCAUCGCCAAUUCGUCUUCUGAAAAGAAGAAAUAAAACAAGAACCAAGCCCUCUAAAGACAAUGUUUUAGAGGCCUGUAAAUACAGCACUUGCCUGCUUUAAUGUAACACUUAAAUCUGCUUAACUGUUUAACUCGUGCUAUACAUGGGGGUAUAUAUAGGCUAUAUGCUAGGUAUGUCAAUGUUGUUACUGCAGUAGAAUAGGAAACGUAUUAUGCAAUCAUAUUCC